UGACGAAGGCAGGUGAUACUUCAAUGUUAGUGGAACAAUCUCUGCUGUGAGGAUGCUGCUGAAAGGGUGGGUCUCGUCCUGCAGUGGUAUCCAUCGUUUUACAUCGAUAUGCUGUUAGCUUGACCAAAUUCUGCUCAAAGGGAGCCACCUAGGCGACACGAAAUACAGAGAAGAUACCAAUAAGGGAGAAAAAAAAGCUCUGCAAUUGUUAAAGGUGUUCUGAAAUGAAAAACACUUUUUGAUAUUAGACUUCCCGCAGAAUCUGACUUGUGGAUGCAGCUUGGCAGAAGAAGACACUAGCGGUUUCAAAGGAUUUAAAGGCCCCCCGGUGUUAUCCAAAUACUGCAUUUGGCAACAUUGUUGCAACAACCUAUAGAUUUGGAGCCUGGGAAAGACGAAUGCACAUGUUUUUGGCAUAAAUCAGAUUCACUUAAUUUUUAAAAUUGGAUCCCUCCACCAUGGCAUGGCCCUGCAUUACCAGGGCAUGCUGUCUCGCCCGUUUUUGGAACCAGCUAGAUAAGGCAGACAUAGCAGUGCCUUUAGUCUUCACAAAAUAUUCUGAGGUCACAGAAGGGGUUCCCCAACAUCUGCAGCACCAGCCACCUAUACCCCAGACCCGUGGUGCCUCUGUUGCUAUAGAUACACAGCCUUCCCAUGGUGACCAUGAUGUAGUUGCUAAGACGACAGGUGCCACAGCUGAAGAUUCACAUAGGGUGUUGAGAGAGGGCGAUGUGCAGGGCUCUGUCAUGCGGCAGGACUACAAGCACUGGAAAGUACGCCCAGAGCCCAGCUGUAAGCCCCGCAGUGAGUACCAUCCAUCACACUCGCCUUUCCCUAGAGAGACCCAGUACCAGCAGGAUUUUAAACCCUGGCCCAUCUCAAAAAGAGGGGACCACCCCUGGAUACCCAAACCUUCAGCAGCCCCACCAUCUGCAGCUGUAGAGAAGGGCACAGAGAAACGUGCAGUGGAAGAGAAGCCAGGAGCUGAAAAGGUUGUGCCAGCAGAAAAAAGCAAGAAGGCUUCCCGAAAGGAAAAGGCACCUGACAUACCUGCAGGACAAGCAGCUGUGGGUGCCCACCCAUCAAAGCCAGCAGCACCGUUAGGUACAGACCGUGAGACAAAAACAGCAAAAGUUGAACCCCAGCCAGGCCUCUCUGAGGCAAGAGGAAGAGCUGCAGCAGAUGCUUUGAACCGUCAGAUCAAGGAGGAAAGGUUGGAUGGCACUUCCUACAGAAAUGAGUUCAGGCCAUGGUCGGAUGAUUUCAAGCCAGUUACACCUACUAAAGCCAAGCCACAGUACAAGCCUCCAGAAGGAAAAGUGGCACAUGAAACCAGUUAUAUGGCCAACUUUAAACCAGUGCCAGGUCGAACCGAGUCUGCUGAUAAUAAAGUCACUGAACACAGGAGAGUACGGAGUAUGUACAUUGAACCGUACAGAGAAAUUCCAAAGGUGGAGAAGUCUGCUACUUUGCCUUCUAGACCAAAAAAGACAGCAGCAAGUCAUAAACCCUUAAAAAAGGCCAAAGACAAGAACGUUUCAGCUGGUCGUGCAUCCAAGAAAAAGGCUGCGGAAGGCACUACUGGGUCAAAACCCGAGAGCAAAGAAAAGAGCAAAGAGAUGAACAAUAAACUGGCUGAAGCGAAAGAAUAAAUCCGCAAAGCAUUUCCGAAUCAAGGCCACAAACUUAAUUACAGGUUUCUAGCUGUCUUUUUGCGAUUGUACUGUAGUAGUUUUGUUCCACAGAGGUAUUAUGAACCCUCAUAUUAAUGGUAAAUAUUCCUUUAGAUUAAUGUGCUUAAGCUAGCUGAUAAAGUUUUCAAUAAGUUGAAAGACGAAGGCAAAGAGAAAUAAAAACAGCGUCCAAGAGUAUAAAGGCCCCAUUGUCAGACUAUCAUCCAGUCAGAGCAUUCAUUACUAGCUUGUUCAUUCCAUAAAUAUAUGCAGCAUUUAAGAUUAAUUAUGGUCAGUUCCACUGCUGUUUAGCUUUCAUAUCAGGAGAAGUUGAGUGGGAUACUCUGAUUUAGAAUAAUAUACUUAUUUUCGCUCCCACCUACGACAGAGUCUUUAUGAAAUUCUUCAUGUGUUAUGAAGACUUGGUGAUGAUUAUGAGAUUAAUGAACGGACUGUUAAGAUAUAUUUAGCAAACAUCAUUUCAACAGUUUACCUCAUUACACUGAUGAUUGUAAUGUUCUGUAGGUAGUCGAAUGUCACUAUUUUUAUUUUAUGGAACUGUGCGUUUAAGAAUGAGUGUGACAUUAAUCUGAUCGCUGGUUCUUAAGAAGAUAGAGCUGCAAAAAAAAACACAUCUAAUAAGCCUGAAUAUUUAUAAAACAGGAACUGUUUACUGACUGUGCAUCUCUUUCAACUUUCGGUUUAUCUGUUUUCUUCCUGUGAACUCACUCCAAAGUAAGUUUAAAUGAGGCUUGAAGGCACACACCCACAUUAACAUGUGUAGAAUAUUUAUGGUUGUGUAGUAGCACAAAGAUCUAACAACUUUACAAGCAAUGCAAAGCUAUGUGCCUAUUGCACACUGUACGUCACAUAUGGACAACAGAAAGGUUAAGUAUAAACACAGGUCAGGGUUUUUUCCUUGCUUUUAGUCACAAGAACAGGCGUAUGUGUAGGAUUCCUAACUGCUGCUUAAAUGCAUAUUUCAAGUGUUUCUGGUUGCGAAUGUGUUUGAAUCUCUGAGCUGCUCAAUGAUUCAUCUUUUUCAAGCAGACAAACUGGGUCAGUCUCUGGGCAUCUUGCUGAGAUGUGGUCAACAUGCCUUUUCAUGGACAAAAUAUUGUUAGUGACCACAACACUAAAUGAUGCAAGGACCAUCCCACUUACUUGGUUAACAAAGUAAGAACAUAAAUAAAUAAAGCCAAAGUCUGUGUAUUAGCUCACUGUGUGUGUGUGUGUGUGUGUGUGUGUGUGUGUG
Protopterus annectens (West African lungfish) is the source of this 2928-nucleotide messenger RNA. It is a transcript of the gene MAP6, whose product is annotated as microtubule associated protein 6. The transcript has 3 exons. Bases 459 to 1652 code for a protein of 397 amino acids. NCBI's taxonomy places the organism in Eukaryota, Metazoa, Chordata, Ceratodontiformes, Protopteridae. Gene Ontology annotation, cellular component: microtubule; Golgi-associated vesicle; cis-Golgi network. Gene Ontology annotation, biological process: microtubule cytoskeleton organization; cytoskeleton-dependent intracellular transport; regulation of microtubule cytoskeleton organization. Gene Ontology annotation, molecular function: microtubule binding; calmodulin binding. The record is from RefSeq and is a predicted model, not a curated record.